Messenger RNA from Drosophila montana, 1134 nucleotides. RefSeq lists its product as uncharacterized. NCBI's taxonomy places the organism in Eukaryota, Metazoa, Arthropoda, Insecta, Diptera, Drosophilidae. The coding region runs from base 1 to 1134 and encodes 377 amino acids. The record is from RefSeq and is a predicted model, not a curated record. The transcript is spliced from 2 exons.
AUGCAUUCAACUUGGCUCAGUUUCUGCGGCCUUUUAUUGCUGCUGAGCAGCCUCGGCUGCCUUGAGGCGGCACCAGCCAAGGAGCAGAAGGCAACCAAGGCGGAGCAGCUGGUGCGCGUCUAUCCCAUCAAUGAGGAGCAGUAUGAGCGCCUGCUAAAGCUCACCGAUGGCAAGAAUGUCAUCUCGGAGGCGCGUCUGACCAGCGCCGGCUUCACCUCGGUGCGCAACACCCUCGACUCCGGCUGGCAUUCGCUGCUGCGCAUCAUGGGCCUGACCACGACCAGCUACGCGGCGGAGACCAAGAUCGAUAUCGAUGGCCAACCGUUGUGCGUCAUGCAGCGCAGUCUUGCCGAUGCAGCCAAAGCUGUUGAAAGCGAGCCGCGUUCUGCUGUGGCCCGACAAUUCGGUGACGACGAUUCGGUUAUCAAUUGCAUUGUCGUGCUCAAGCGGGAUCCCGCUUUGGAGGCGCUCAGCUCCAGCAAUCCCGACUUUGCGCCCUACUGGUACCAUGAGAAUGAUAAUGUUGCUCCGGGAAAUGAGCUACAAAUAGAACCCCAGACCGCCGAGAUAGUUGCCGAGCAGGUGGCUGCGCCCGAGGACGAGCACGAGCAACGCCUGGCCGCAACAAGCACAGUUGCGCCCAACUUGGCCAAGAAGCGCAACAAGUCCAAGUCGCAGUCCAAGUCCAAGCUGCACAGAACCCGCACCUCGCUCGACUCGGCUGCGCGUCAAUAUGGCUCGCCUUAUGGCCCGCCUCCGCCGCCACCCCCACCGCCAGCACCUUAUGGUGGCGGCUAUGGCAGCCCCUUUGGCGGCCCUUAUCCCUAUGGCGGCUACAACCAGAGCCCCUACAGUCAAUACAAUCCAUAUGCGCCGCCUUUUGGCCAACAGCCGCCUUUUGGCCAACAGCCGCCUUUUGGCCAACAGCUACCUUUCGGCCCACAGCCCUACUAUCCCUCGCAGUUCUAUGGACAGGUGCCGCCCUAUAGUCCCUAUCCAUACUAUGAGCAAGCGGAGAAGGAAGACAAACACGAUGAUGACAACGACGACGACGACGAAGAUGAAGAGUUUGGUCAAAGUGCGGAGGGCGAAUUUGUGUUGGAAUCAGCCUAUGAUCAUGAGUUUUAUGAAUAA